Messenger RNA from Rhinolophus ferrumequinum (greater horseshoe bat), 12364 nucleotides. RefSeq names its product BRCA2 DNA repair associated (gene BRCA2). The record is from RefSeq and is a predicted model, not a curated record. Gene Ontology annotation, biological process: double-strand break repair via homologous recombination; regulation of DNA-templated transcription. Gene Ontology annotation, cellular component: nucleus. Lineage: Eukaryota; Metazoa; Chordata; Mammalia; Chiroptera; Rhinolophidae.
UCGCCGUCCACCUUCACCCGCCCCUCCUUCCUCCUGGUCAAGUAGCCUCUCCAUUUAUCUCAGAUUCCGAUGGGAGCCGCUGCCUAUUACCCUGAUUGGAAGUGGGGAGGACAGUUACCUACCUACAGACAUCUAAUUGCCACCUGAUUCCAAUUGCUCUUCACUGUCCUCCUUCGCUGCUCCUCAUUCUUUUUUUCAAAGCUGUUAAUCAUUUCUGACUUACUCACACACAAGCUUUAAUUAGCAAUCCAUUCAUUUAUUCUCACAGUGACUGCCAUUUUAGAGAUCCUGUUUGAAGGCAUAUAGUAAAACGAAUAGAAGCAGUAAAUUAUUUGAGCAGCCUUAUACUAGAAGAGUCUGAGGAAGAAAGUAUAUUAUGGCAGAGCUCAUGAAUGUAAAGACCACAGGAGAAAGGGGCAUAAAGUUGGGAGGUGGGGGUAGGCGGUGAAUAUAGUGAAAGAAAAUGUAUUUCAGAGGGUUAUUUGACAUGUCAAAGGUUCUUAGUCCACUCCUAGUGAGGACCCCCCAAAAGAGUGGGGGUGAAGCAAAUUGUUCUGAUUUAGAGGGUAAAUGUAGGUAAAAUAGCAGGCCAGUUAAGUCUCUGAGGUCAAACUCACUUAAAUUGAAACCUGGGUCUUGUUACUAGGCUUCUCCACCUGACAAUACUAACCAACUUAUAGGAUUAUAAGAUUAGAUGUGCUAUUGCUUUGUAAAGCAAAAAGCAGAAUAACUCAAAUGUUCAGUAAACUGUAGCUAUUAGAUUAGGGUCAGAGGCCUGUGUUCCUUUGCUGUUUUGACCUAGAUGAUCAUAAGCUUCGGUAGCUCUCUGUAUUGGUAAGGCUUCCUGCUACAGUUAAGGGUUAAAAUCAAACUAAAAUGACACCUCAGGAACUAAACAGGACCCACGCACCCCCCUUUUUUUAAUUAGUUUCAGGUGUACAGAGCAACGUAAUAAUUAGACAUUUAAACCCCUAAGUGAUAACCCACCCGCAAGCUACUACCCUUCUGACAUCUUAUAUAGCUAGUAUUACGCCACCACCAUGUUCCCUGUGUUGUACUCCACAUCCUUUUGCUUCCGGCUCACGACUGCUCAAGAGCCUUCCAGCUACAAGGCCCGUGAACAGCUCUCCCCUCCAGAACCCGCUGAAGGCUCUGUAGCCCACACAACAAACCAGAAUGAAGCCUUGUGCCAGGCAUGUCACAGACCCUGUGAAUGACGACAGAUUCCCGUCUCCCAGGGCAGUUUGGAGGGGAAGACAGACACAAACAGGGUGAUCGGUACCCUAAGAACGUAAAGGUUACCGGGGAAGCCUGCCGAGGGGAGUAGCUAACACUGCGAGUGUGAGUUAAGGUGGGUUUCACAAUUUCUGCAGCAAGCAGACAGGCUCCAAGAUCUUCAACAACCCGCUACCUAAGAGCAUCACGUGGACUACAACUGAAGUGCUCUGGCUUCACAUCUCAGCCCCUGCCACUCCGUAAGGAGCAGGCGGCCGGGAAGGGGGUCAGCCAUAGCCACAGACCACGCCGGGGUUUCCUAAGCCUGGCGACCUUGGGGGACGGCCGCUCUGAAGACGGCACAAAGGCCUGCCAGAGGCCCCCGGCGCGAGCGAGGGCGGCCAGCCGAAGGUGAGGUGGAGCGGAGGGGAAGGAGUCGCGGUGUGUACACAGGGCGGUCUCUCCGAAGGCUCAAGGAGAAGAGAACGAGCGCUCCAGCCCCACUUUUUGCUGUUCUACAGCGACUGCAACGCGAACGAGAACCCGGCUUUCGCCACACGGAGCCACUCCGGCGGCCCGGCUAUUCUCACUUCCGGGCGGCGCGCACGCUGCGUGCUGCGUCACAGCGUCAGCGCGUGACGCGUCGGAGAGCGGGCUUUGGCGCUACCGUGUGAAAGCUGGCCGCGGGGGCGGGGCUGCGGCGCUGCGUUCGGCUGUUGUCUGUGCGGUGAGUGUCCGCCGGAGGAACCGAGGGGUCCGAUUGUGACCCAAGUGUCUGCUCCGGCCGAAAAGAGCUGCGUCUGUGGAGGCGACUCAUUGACCAAGUGUUGGAGUAAUAUUGUUGAGCAAAAUGCCUAUUGGAUGCAAAGAGAGGCCAACUUUUUUUGAAAUUUUUAAGACGCGAUGCAGCCAAGCAGAUUUAGGACCAAUAAGCCUUAAUUGGUUUGAAGAACUUUCUUCAGAAGCUCCACCCUAUAAUUCUGAAACUGCAGAAGAAUCUGAAUAUAAAAUCAGUUCUGAACCAAACCUAUUUAAAACACCACAAAGGAAACCUUAUCAUCUAUUGGCUUCAACUCCAGUAAUAUCUAAAGAACAAAGAGGUCUAACUCUGCCACUGUACCAGUCUCCUCUUAACGAAUUAGAUAAAGGCAGGUUAGAUUUAGGAAAGGAUAGUACCAAUAGUAAGCAUAAAAGAAGUUGCACAAUGAAGGCUAAAAUGGAUCAAGCAAAUGAUGUUACCAGCCCACCUCUAAAUUCUUGUCUUAGUGAAAGCCCUGGUGUUCUGCGAUGUAUACAUGUAACACCACAAAGAGAAAAGUCAGUGGUAUGUGGAUGUUUAUUUCAUACACCAAAGCUUCUGACGGGUCAGACACCAAAACAUAUUUCUGAAAGUCUAGGAGCUGAGGUGGAUCCUGAUAUGUCUUGGUCAAGUUCUUUGGCCACACCACCAACCCUCAGUGCUACUGUGCUCAUAGUCAGAGAUGAAGAAGCACGUGCAGCUGUAUGUCCUAAUGAUACUACUCCUAUUUUGAAAAGCUAUUUUUCUAUCAAUGACGAACAUCUGAAGAAAAAUAAUUGGUUUAUCCCUUCUGGGCUAGACAAUGAAAACAAAAAUCAAAGAGAAGCUAAAAGUCAUGGAUUGGAGAAUUCAUUUGGUAAAGUAAGUGGCUGCAAAGACCAUUUUGAAAAGUCAAUGCCAAAUGUCCUAGAAGAUGACAUACAUGGAAAAGUUGCCGAUGUUUCUGGAGAUAAUUUUUCAUUAUGUAUUUCUCAAUAUAAAACAAGAAAUUUUCAAAAAAUAAAAGCUGGCAAGACUAGGAAAAAUAUUUUUAAUGAAACAAAAACCAAUGAGUGUGAAGAAGCUAAAAAACAAAUGAAAGAAAAUAAACAUUCAUUUGUAUCUGAAAUGGAACCAAAUGACAGUGAUCCAUUUGAUUCAAAUAUAACAAAUCAGAAGCCCUUUGGGAAUGGAAGUGACAUGAUCUCCGAAGAAGUUGUAAACUCUUCAGCCUCUGAAUGGUCUCAGUUAAUCCUCUCAGGUCUAAAUGGAACCCAGAUGGAAAAAAUACCCCAACUGCGUAUUUCUUCUUGUGACCAGAUUAAUUCAGAAAAAGACCUCAUAGUCAAAAAGAAAGAACAUACCGACUUCAUUACUUUAGAAAAUUCUUUGUCACAUAUUUCAAGUGAACCAAAAACAGAGAAGAUAUUAACUCAGGAAACAGUGGUAAAUAAGAGAGAGAACAGACAGUGUCUUGAAUCUCAUGAAGAUUCCACUCUUGUGGAAAAGCAUGCAGUACCUGAAACUUCCCUGAUAGUUUCUCCACUUCAGGAUAUCAAAAAGUCUGUAUUCAGCAUCAGAGAAUCACCUGAAGAGACAUCCAGUGCAAUUUUCUCAAAUAAUGUGACUGAUCCAAACUUUAAAGAAGAACUUGAAGCCUCUGCAAAUGGGUUGGAAAUACAUACUGUUUGCUCACAGAAAGAGAAUUCUUUAUAUGCAAGUUCAGUUGAUAAUGGAAGCUGGCCAGCCACUAUCAAACACACUUCUGUAGCUUUGAAGAAUACAAGUUUAAUAUCCUCUUUGAGAAAGAAAACUAAAAAGUUUAUUUAUCCUAUAAAUGAUGAAACAUCUUAUCAAGGACUAAAAAUGCAGAAAGACCAAGAAUCAAGACUACCUAACUAUUCAGCCCAAUUUGAAUCAGAUGCUUUUGAAGCACCACCAACAGUUACAAAUGCUGAUUUAGGUUUAUUACAUUCUUCUGUCAAAAACAAGUGUUUACAGAAUGAUUCUGAAGAACCAACUUUGUCUUUAACCAGCUCUUUAAGAACAAAUCUGAGAAAAUAUUCCAGUAAUGAAAGCAGUUCUUAUAAUCAUAAAAUAAUAUCUCAGGAUCUUGAUUAUAAAGAAGCAAAAGUUAAUAAAGAAAAACUGCAGUCAUUUAUAACCACAGAAACUGAUUAUCUCUCGUGCUUGCAGGAAAAACAUUGUGAAGCUGACCCAAAAAGCCAAAGCAUUUCAGACAUAAAAGAAAAUGUCUUGCCUGCAAUGCCAUAUUCAGAAGUACAAUAUAGUAGUGUUCACUUUCCAUCCCAGGAAAGCUGUUUAUAUAACCAUGAUAAGGCCAGUAUUUUAACUCCUAGCUCCAAGGAUCCUCCAUCAAACCCAGUUGUGAUUUUUAGAGGAAAAGAAUCAUAUACAACCUUAGAGAAACUAAAAUAUAAGAAUUAUGGAGCUGGUUUUGAUUUAACCAAAAAUAUCACCAUGGAAAAGAAUCAAGAAAUACGUGUUUUAAAUGAAAAUUCUAAAAAAGCUGAGCUGUUGUCACCUGAAAAAUACGUAACAGUAGCAUCAUCUUCUGUUAAGGUACAAUUCAACCAAAAUACAAGUCUCACAGUAAUCCAGAAAGAUCAAGAAGAGACAACUUCAGUUCCAAAAAUAACUAUCAGUUCAAACUCUGAAGAACUUUUCCAAGACAAUGAGAAUGAUUUUGUCUUUGAAACAACUACUGAAACGAAUAUUCUUGUUUUAAAAAAUACUAAGGAACUUCAUGAGGCUGACCUCAGUUACGUAAGAGGACCUAUUCUAAAGAACUCUACCAUCGUAGUAGGUACAGGUAUCGAUGAUAAACAAGCAGUCAGUGUGUCCAUUACAGAAGAUUUUGAUUCAUCAUCUAUAGUCCGUGAUCUUACAGAGAAGAACAGAAAUAAUGUAACACAGCAACUAAAAAGGACUCUAAGCGAAGAUUCAAAAUCAGACAUCUCCUUGGAUAUAGAUAAGAAAUCAAAUAGAAAUAAUAAUUACAUGGACAAAUGGGCAGGACUCUCAGAUCCCAUUUCAAAUCACAAUUUUGGAAAUGGCUUCAGAACAGCUUCUAAUAAAGAGAUAAAACUCUCUGAACACAACAUUAAGAAAGGUAAAGUGCUUUUCAAAGAUAUCGAAGAACAUUUUUAUACUGAUUUAGCUUUUGUUGAAAUUGCAAAUACAUCAUCGUUAGAAAAUCAAAAGAAACUAAGAAAACCUCACGCACUUAAUUCACAGUCAACUAACAUUGUAUCUGGGUGUGUACAAAUUAGUACAUUUGCUUCUAAUAGUGAAAAUAGUCACACAACUCCUCCAACUGUAUCUUUAAAGCAAGAUUUUAGUUCAAACCAGAAUUUAACACCUAGCCAAAAGGCAGAAAUUACAGAACUUUCUACUAUAUUGGAAGAAUCAGGAAGUCAGUUUGAAUUUACACAGUUUCAAAAACCAAGCCAUGUGAUACAGAAUAAUCAAUUUGAAAUGCUUGAAAACCAGACUCCUGCCUUGAAUACCACUUCUGAGGAAUGGAAUGACAUUGAUCUUCAUCUCAGAAAUAAUGCCCCAACUAUCAGUCAGGUAGACAGCAGCAGGAAAUUUGAAGGUAAGCAAAAGUUUGUUUGCUCAUUGAAAACCAACUGUAACAAAAGUGCUUCUGGAUAUUUAACAGAUAAAAACGAAGUGAAGUUUAGAGGCUUUUAUUCUGCUCGUGGCACAAAACUGAAUGUUUCUAGUGAAGCACUGCAAAAAGCUAUGAAACUGUUCAGUGACAUGGAGAAUAUUAGUGAGGAAAAUUCUGCAGCAGUAGAUCCAAGAAGUUUCUCUUCAAGUAAAUGUAACGAUUCUGUUCUUUCAUUGUUUAACCUAGAAAAUUAUAACAAUGAUACAAAUUUAAAUGAAAACAAUAAUAAAUGCCAACUAAUACAACAAAAUAAUAUUGAAAUGACUACUGGCACGAUUGUUGAAGAAAAUACUGCAGAUCACAAGAAAAACACAGAAAAUGAAAAUGACAAAUAUGCUGGUGCUGGUACAAAUAUUUGUACCUUAGGAGACUCUAAUGGCAGUGAUUCAAAUAAAAAUGAUACUGUUUACAUCCCUAAUGCUGAAAAUGUCUUGCAAUAUGUUGAUCAGCACAACAUACAUCUAAAAUCAUCUAGCCAGUUUAUGAAGGAGGGAAACAUUCGAGUCAAAGAAAGUGUGUCAGAUUUAACGUGUUUGGAAGUUGUGAAAGCUGAAGAAACAUGUCAUGUUAAUACCUCAAAUAAACAAGAGUUGACUGCUAAUAACAUGGUGCAAAGCAUAAAAGAUUUUGACAUUUUUGAUAUAUCCUUUCAGACUGCAAGUGGGAAAAAUAUCAGCAUCUCCAAAGAUUCAUUAAAUAAAGUUGUAAAUUUCUUUAAUCAAAAAUGUGCAGGAGAAGAAUUGAAUAACUUUUCAGAUGCCUUGAAUUCUGAAUUCCUUUCUGGAAUAAAUGUCAACAAAAUAGACAUUUCAAGUCAUGAGGAAACAGAUAUGGUUAAAGAGAAAACAUUGAAAGAAGGUGAACCAGUUGGUAUUGAAAAUCAAUUACUGACUCUCCAACCAGGACCAGAAUGUGAAAUCGAAAAGAUCAAAGAACCCACCAUGUUGGGUUUUCAUACAGCUAGUGGGAAAAAGGUGAAAAUUGCAAGGGAAUCUUUGGACAAAGUGAAAAAUCUUUUUGAUGAAAAAAAGCAAUAUAAUAAUAGUAGAGCCACUGAUUUUAGCCAUCGAGGGGCAAAGAUGUUAAAGGACCAAGAGGAAUGUAAAGAAGGGCUUGAAUUAGCUUGUGAGACAGUUGAAAUAACAACUGACCCAAAGUACAAAGAAACGCAGAAUUCUCUAGAGGAAAAAAAACUUGUUUCUAACAAGACUGCCAUGCCACCCAAGCUCUCAAGUAAUAAUUUAUACAGACAAACUGAUAAUCUCCAAAUGUCAAAUAGUAUCUCUCUGAAAAUUAAAGUAUGUGAAGCCAUAGAAAAAGAAACAGCAAAAUGUCCUACAACUUGUUACGCAAAUCAGUCCAUUUGUUCAUUUGAAAAUUCAGCAUUGGGAUUUUACACAGGAUGUGGGAGAAAAAUUUCUGUGAGUCAGGCUUCACUACUUGAAGCAAAAAAAUGGCUUAGAGAAGGAGAAUUGGAUGAUCAACCAGAAAAAAUAAAUGCUGCCAAGGUUGUAUGUUUAAAAGAAUAUCCUGAGGAUUAUGUAGAAAAUCCUUCAUGUGGUAAUUGCUCAAACACUAUCAUAACUGACAAUGAAAAAAAUCAUGUCUCUGAAAAACAAGACUCAAGUUAUUUAAAUAGCAGUAGCAUGUCUAACAGCUAUUCAUACUAUUCUGAUUUUUGUCAUUCCAAUGAGGUAUAUAGUAAAUCAGAAUCUCUCUCAAAAAAUAAAGUUGAUAAUUCCCGAAUUGAGCCAGUAGUGAAGAAUGUCAAAGACAGAAAAAACACUGGUUUUUCUGAAGUAAUAUCCACUAUAAGAGAAGCAGACACAUACCCGCAAACUGUAAAUGACAGUAUUUGUGUUCAGAAGUUUGUGACUAACUCUUCCCCGUGCGAAAAUGAAAAUGCAGCCAUGGAAGUAACCAUGUCUGAUUCCAGUAAUUUUGAGGCAGGGCCACCUGCAUUCAGUACAGCAAGUGGUCAUAUGGUCAGUGUGUCACAUGGAACAAAAUGGAGACAGAGGUUUACAGAUGACUGCACUCCGGUUGUUAAGCAAAACACUGAGAGUAAAUCAGGCACUGGCCAAACAAAAACUGUGGCAAGUUACCGUAAGGCAGUGGAUGCAUCAGAGGAUAUUUUCCCUAACUCCUCAGAUAGUGAAGAACAUAGUAUGUGUUCAUACAAGGUUUUUGCUGACAUUCAAAGGGAGCAAAUUCUACAACACAGCCAAAGUAUGUCCGGAUCAGGAAAAGUUAUUGAAGUAUUACCUUGUCAGGUUAAUUUGAAAGCUUCUGAUGUAUGUAAAUUUCAUACGGGGAAACUUCCCAAGUUGGUCUCUUCUACAAAUGCUUGUGGGAUUUUUAGCACAGCGAGUGGGAAGUCUAUAGAAGUGUCAGAUGCUGCAUUACAAAAGGCUAGACAGGUAUUUUCUAAGCUAGAAGAGAGUGCUGAGUUGCCCUUUUCCACAGUAUCCUUUGAACAACAGUCGGAGAAGGUCACAAGAGAAGAAAAUACGAAGACACAUACCCCGCAAAAUGCACUAUCAUCUGCUUUCUCUGGAUUUAGUACCGCAAGUGGAAAACAGGUUCCAGUUUCUGAAAGUGCCUUAAGCAGAGUUAAGGGGAUGUUAAAGGAAUUUGGUUUAAGCAGAAGUGAAUAUGGUCUUCAUUGUUCACCUACAUCCAGACAAGAUGUAUCAAAAAUACUUCCUCUCUCCUGUAUUGAUAAGAGAGCCCCAGAACACUCUGUAAACUCCCAAAUGGAAAAAGCCUACAAUAAAGAACUUAAAUUAUCGAAUAACUGUAACAGUGAAAUUGGUUCUUCAGAUAAUACUCACUAUGUUGAAGUAUCUCCGUUUAAGCGAGACAAACAGCAGUUGGUAUCAGGAAGCAAAACACCUCUUAUUGAGAACAGUCAUCUUUUGGGGAAAGAACAAGCUUUACCUAAAAACAUAAAAAUGGAAAUUGGGAAAACUGAAAUGUUUCCUAUUCUUCCCGUGAAAACAAAUACAGAAAUUUGUUCUACUUACUCCAAAGACCCAGAAAACUAUUUUGAAACAGAAGCAGUAGAGAUUGCCAAAGCUUUUAUGGAAGAUGAUGAGCUGACGGAUUCUGAUCUGCUGAGUCAUCCCGAACCUUCUCUCCUUCCAUGCCAAAACAAUGAGAGAACAGUUUUGUUAAAUUCAAGAACUCAGAAAAGAAGAGGAGAAGCACUUGUCUCGAUUGGAGAACCCCCAAUCAAAAGAAACUUGAUAACUGAAUUUGACAGGACAGAAAAUCAAGAAAAAUCCUUGAAGUCUUCAAAAAGCACUCCAGACGGCACAAUAAAAGAUAGAAGAUUGUUUAUGCAUCACAUUUCUUUAGAGCCAAUUACCUGUACACCCUUUUGCACAACUAAGGAGUGGCAAGAAAUACAGACUCCAAAUUUGACUGCACCUGGUCAAGGAUUUCUGUCUAAAUCUCAUCUUUAUGAACACCUGACUUUGGAAAAAUCUUCAAGCAAUUUAUCAGUUUCAGGGCAGCCAUUUUAUGAGGUUCUUGCCACAAGAAAUGAAAAAAGAAGACACUCAAUUACUACAGGCAAAGCGAUGAAACUCUUCAUCCCACCUUUUAAAACUAAGUCACAUUUUCACAGAGAUGAACAGUGUGUUAGCAAUACUAAUUUGGAGGAAAACAAACAAAAACAGAAAAACAUAGAUGAACAUGACUCUGGUGUUAAUGAAAAUAAUAUGAAUCACAGUGAAAUUCAUCAGCCUAACAAAGAUAAUUCCAAUCAAGCAGCAACUGUAAUCUCCACAAAGUGUGAGGAAGAACCGUUAGAUUUAAUUACAAAUCUUCAGAAUGCCAGAGAUGCACAGGAUAUGCGGAUUAAAAAGAAACACAGGCAACGUAUUUCUCCACAGGCAGGCAGUCUGUAUCUUGCAAAAACGUCCACUAUGCCUCGAAUCUCUCUGAAAGUCGCAGUAGAAGGCCGAGCUCCCUCUGCGCGUUCUCAUAAACAGCUAUAUAUGUAUGGCGUUUCUAAACACUGCGUAAAAAUUAACAGCAAAAAUGCAGAGUCUUUUCAGUUUCACACUCAGGAUUAUUUCGGUAAGGAAAGUUUAUGGGCUGGAAAGGGAAUACAGUUGGCCGAUGGUGGAUGGCUCAUACCCUCCAAUGAUGGAAAAGCUGGAAAAGAAGAAUUUUAUAGGGCUCUGUGUGACACCCCAGGUGUGGAUCCAAAGCUUAUUUCUAGAGUUUGGGUCUAUAAUCACUACAGAUGGAUUGUAUGGAAACUAGCCGCUAUGGAAUUUGCUUUUCCUGAGCAAUUUGCCAAUAGAUGCCUAAACCCAGAACAGGUGCUUCUUCAACUAAAAUACAGAUAUGAUAUGGAAAUUGAUAGAAGCAGAAGAUCAGCUAUAAAAAAGAUAAUGGAAAGGGAUGACACAGCUGCAAAAGCACUUGUUCUCUGUGUUUCUGAAAUAAUUCCAUCAAGCACAAAUCUCUCUGAAACUUCUGGCAGUAAAACUAGCAGUGUGGAGACCAACAGAGCAGCCGCUGUGGAACUGACAGAUGGCUGGUACGCAGUGAAGGCCCAGCUGGAUCCCCCGCUCUCGGCCCUCCUCCAGAGCGGCAGGCUGGCCGUAGGCCAGAAGGUCAUCACUUACGGAGCGGAGCUGGUGGGCUCUCCUGACGCCUGCCCACCUCUGGAAGCCCCAGAAUCUCUAAUGCUAAAGAUUUCUGCUAACAGUACCCGGCCUGCUUGCUGGUAUGCCAAACUUGGAUUCUUUCGGGACCCUAGACCUUUUCCUCUCCCCUUGUCAUCACUUUUCAGUGAUGGAGGAAAUGUUGGUUGUGUUGACGUAGUUAUUCAAAGAGUAUAUCCUAUACAGUGGAUGGAGAAAACAUCAUCUGGAUUAUACAUAUUUCGCAAUGAAAGAGAAGAAGAAAAGGAAGCAGCAAAAUAUGCAGAGGCCCAACAAAAGAGACUAGAAGACUUAUACACUAAAAUUCAAGCAGAAUUUGAAGAGCAUGAAGAAAACAGAACAAAACGAUGUCUACCUCCACGUGCACUGACCCGACGGCAGGUGCGUGCUCUGCAGGACGGUGCCGAGCUCUAUGAAGCUGUAAGGACUGCACCAGACCCCAGCUACCUGGAGGGUUAUUUUAGUGAAGAACAGUUGAGAGCCUUGAAUAAUCACAGGCAGACAUUGAAUGAUAAGAAGCAAGCACAGAUCCAGCUGAGAUUCCGGAAGGCUGUGGAAUCUGCUGAGCAAGGGGAGCAGAUGUUAUCAAGGGACGUUACAACUGUGUGGAAGCUGCGAAUCAUAAGCUAUGAGAAAAAAGAAGAAGAUUCAGUUAUACUGAGUAUCUGGCGUCCAUCAUCAGAUUUAUAUUCCCUGUUAACAGAGGGAAAGAGAUACAGGAUCUAUCAUCUUGCAACAUCAAAAUCUAAAAAUAAACCUGGAGGAGCUAAUAUACAGUUAACAGCAACAAAAAAAACUCAGUACCAACAACUACCGGCUUCAGACGAAAUCCUGUUCCAAGUUUAUCAGGCAAGGAAGCCCCUUCCCUUCAACCAGUUACUGAAUCCAGACUUCCAGCCACCUUGUUCUGAGGUGGACCUAAUAGGAUUUGUAAUUUCUGUUGUGAAGAAAAUAGGUCUUGCUCCAUUGGUCUAUUUGUCGGAUGAAUGCCAUAACUUAUUGGCCAUAAAGUUUUGGGGAGAUCUUAAUGAAGACAUUAUUAAACCUCACGCGUUAAUUGCUGCAAGCAACCUCCAGUGGCGACCAGAAUCCAGAUCAGGAAUUCCUACUUUAUUUGCUGGAGAUUUGUCCAUGUUUUCUGCCAGUCCAAAAGAGGGCCAUUUUCAAGGGACAUUCCACAAAAUGAGAAAUACUAUUGAGAACAUUGAUAUAUUUUGCAAUGAUGCAGAAAACAAACUUAUGCUUAUACUUAAUGCAAACAAUGCCAGGUGGUUCACCCCGACUAAAGACAGUCCCUCAGAGCCGCACGCCAUCCAGGCAGUCCUUGGUGCAGGAAGUAAGCUUCUGAUGCCUUCUCCCAACAAUGAGAUGAACUAUCAGAGUCCUUUAUCACUUUGUAAGCCAAAAGGGAAGUCUGUUUCCACACCUGUAUCAGCCCACAUGACUUCGAAGUCAUGUUGUAAAGGGGAGAAAGAGACUGAUGACCCAAAAAGCGUCAAGAAGAGAAGAGCCUUGGAUUUCUUGAGUAGGCUGCCUUUGCCUCCACCUGUCAGUCCCAUCUGUACCUUUGUCUCGCCAGCUGCACAGAAGGCAUUUCAGCCGCCACGGAGUUGUGGCGCCAAAUAUGAAACACCUAUAAAGAAAAAAGAAUUGAAUUCUCCUCACACAACUCCACUUAAAAAAUGUCAUGACAUUUCUCUUUUGGAAAGUGAUUCAAUAGCUGAUGAAGAACUUGCACUGAUAAAUACCCAGGCCCUUUUAUCUGGUUCAGUGGGAGAAAACCAACUUCUAUCCAGUGAACCCACCAGGAAUGCUCCCAGCUGUUCAAAAGAUUAUCUCGGACCGAAAAGGCACCAUUCUGCACCUCUGGUCAGAGCACAGGAGGAUUCCCAAGUUGGUACCGAGGAACGGGAGACUAACAUGCAGGACACGAGUACAAUAAAACUUAGACCGCAAAGGCAACAGAAAGGAAAAUUAGUUAUUGACUCUUAA